Corticium candelabrum is the source of this 1644-nucleotide messenger RNA. RefSeq lists its product as uncharacterized. The transcript has 10 exons. The coding region runs from base 104 to 811 and encodes 235 amino acids. Lineage: Eukaryota; Metazoa; Porifera; Homoscleromorpha; Homosclerophorida; Plakinidae. The record is from RefSeq and is a predicted model, not a curated record.
AGCAUCGUUUGACGUCCAAAAAUUACGUCACAAAGCUUGACCAAUCACAGGGAAGCUUGUCUUUGCAGUCUUGGAAUUUUCACACCAUUUACCUACGAGAACAAUGGAGGGUCGUCGCGCUUCGAAGCGAGUUCGUAGGCCUGUCGCCGAUCCUGAAAUGCUCAAUUUGGAGUACGUGGACUUUAACGGUGAUGAAGAGGAAGAGUUGGGAGUCACCGAUAAUGACUCUGAUUGGGACGAUGAGUUUCAGCGUCGAAUUGAUGCCCAGGCUGCAGUCCUGGGGGCUGAAGAGUCCGAUCAGGAAAAGGACAAGCCCACGGAUGACGAGUCGGGUGUAACAGGAGCGGAGGAAGAGGAGGGUGACGAUGAUGAGUUUGCGGACUUGCUCGCAGCCGACGUUCCUGGACCAAGCGCAGCGACUGUUCGACCACGGUAUCUUGUUUCUGGCAACGUAAAGGAGCCAGUAGAGAAGGAGUGGGUGGCUCCAUUCUACCAUCCAGACCGGAAUAAGAACCAUGACUCCUGCUUCCCUAAUGUGUCUCUGCCGAAAGGCAGAAGAAGGCCGUGUGAUGCAGAAGAACAAAGGCUGGUUGGUCUUGGUCUCCAUCAUCCUGAUUGCUGCGAUAUGGAUGGGGUCUGGAGUGUCAGAAUUGUGAUUUCGAACCUACCAGAAAUCCAGGCCCCUAGCUUCCAGCAGGUAUGGUGGGACCAUCACCAAUCCAAUUGUUUCGUGUCUUUUUUCUCUAUGCCAUCCUCCAGGAUAUUGCUCGACAUACCAACACAAAGGGACGAUAUCGCGCUGAGUCUUUGAACUGCCAGUGGCAGCACGACAUCUACCCACAGGAGCUGGCGGCCUUGUUUGGCCUCCUCUUGGGCAUGGGAAUUGUCCGGUUGCCAGCUAUAACAGAUUACUGAUCUCAUAUACGAUUUCUUGGACACGUUGAUUACAAGUCUGUGAUGUCUUGCCGGUGGUUUAGUGCCAUCAUGCGAGCAUUUAUGAUGAACACUUUUACACAAGCAAGGCUUCCUCAGAUUGCACCUGGUCUGGCUGCAGCUGAACCAGCAGCAGCUGAACUACCAGCAGCUGCACCACCAGCAGCUGCGCCAGCAGUUAGCUGCACCACAAGCAGCUGCACUACCAGCACUACCAGUAGCCAGACCAGCUCAACCGUCGGCAGACCAGCAACCAGUAGACCAGCAACGGUACAAUGCAGGUGUGCCUGAGGACAGAGACUGUUUAAGUUUUGUCCUGCUCUCCACCAUAUCAAGCACACCUGCUGCCAGCUCUACAAUCCCGGCCAGAACAUUUGCAUAGACGAACGAAUGCUCCCGUUUAAAGGUAGAUCUGGUAUGAAACAGCACAUGCCCAGAAACCCAUCAAAUGGGGGUUAAAGCUAUAGGUCCUAGCAACAUCAUGGGACCCAAACUUCUCCAUGGGAGGCGGCUACGUUGUUGAUUUUGAGGUAUACCUUGGCUAUCAGGAAGGCGCUUGACCUCCAGGGUUGUCAUGGAGCUCCUGCAACCCCGUAACCCUGACGCACCAGCAAGGUCUCUCGACAAAGGGUACCAUCUAUACCUUGACAACGAUUAUUCAUCAAAACAAGUUUUUGAAAAGCUGAGAGACAUACACAAGAAAAGCAGCUG